Messenger RNA from Melospiza melodia melodia, 2607 nucleotides. It is a transcript of the gene CASP6, whose product is annotated as caspase 6. Gene Ontology annotation, cellular component: cytoplasm. The coding region runs from base 73 to 972 and encodes 299 amino acids. Lineage: Eukaryota; Metazoa; Chordata; Aves; Passeriformes; Passerellidae. Gene Ontology annotation, biological process: apoptotic process; positive regulation of neuron apoptotic process. The record is from RefSeq and is a predicted model, not a curated record. The transcript is spliced from 8 exons.
UGGCUUUGUUUCCGCUCGCUAGAGUUCGGUUCGUGGCUUGUCGGUGUGCAGCCGGUGCCUCCGUCCACGGCGAUGUCGGGCUCGGAGCGGCAGCCGCGGGCGGGCCAUGUCCAGCUGGAUAGCAGACCUAUAUUACCCACCACAGAUGGAAAUGAGAACAUCACAGAAGUAGAUGCACUCAAUAUAAGCAGACAAUCACGUCAUCUUGAAGAGAAGUACAAAAUGGACAAUCAAAGAAGAGGAGUUGCAUUAAUCUUCAAUCAUGAGUACUUUUCUUGGCAGUUAAAUCUGAGAGACAGACGUGGGACUACGGUUGACAGAGACAAUCUGAAUCGCACUUUGACAAACCUUGGAUUUGAAGUCAGAGUUUUUGAUAACCUGAAAGCAGAAGAUGUGCAGAACAGAAUUGACGAAGCCUCUAAGGAGGACCACAGCAAUGCUGACUGCUUCGUGUGUGUGUUCCUGAGCCACGGUAAAGAUGAUCACAUUUAUGCCCGUGAUGACAAAAUCGACAUUCAGACAAUGACAGACAUGUUCAGAGGAGACAAGUGCCAGAGUUUGGUAGGAAAGCCAAAGAUAUUUAUCAUUCAGGCCUGUCGAGGUGAUCAACAUGAUAUUGCAGUGAUUGCUCAUGAUGCAACAGACAGCAGUAAAUCCCCUGGCAAUAAGACUGAAGUGGAUGCAGCUGGCAUCUAUACUCUGCCUGCUGGUGCAGACUUUAUCAUGUGCUACUCUGUGGCACAAGGCUACUAUUCUCAUCGUGACACUGUAUUUGGCUCCUGGUACAUCCAGGAUUUGUGUGAGACCCUUAGGGAUCAUGGAUCUUCUGGGGAGUUCACAGAACUUCUUACUGUUGUGAACAGGAAAGUAUCAGAUCGCACAUGGAACACGGGCUAUGGUUUAAAAAAACAGAUUCCUUGUUUUGCCUCAAUGCUAACUAAAAAAUUGUAUUUUCAUCCAAAAUCUAAGUAGAUUAUUUUGCAGUGAUGACCAUUACUAUUACCUGCUGGAGAGAAAAGAAUACCAUCUUAGUUGAGGAGAUGUAAUAUUCUACAAGAGUGUAAAAUCACUGUGAUCAAACAUUACAAUUUGCAGACCUAAUAGUUUCUAAAAUCUUGAAGCAGUCUUAAAACUAGAAUUAUACCAGAGAAUUCAUCUCAGGGAAUAUGGGAAAAGUUGACUGGGGCCAAAGUAUUAGAAGGUACUCAGAUUUUAUUGAAAUUGAUGCUUUAAAUUGAAAUCAAUUGAAAUUGAUUUUUUUUCUUAAAAGCGUCUUGCCUCAUUGCCAUCUAACUAUGGCACAUUUUACUAUUUCCAAAACAUUUUUACUGUUCUGUUAGAUUUACUUGUCUUGCUCCUAGAGCACAGUUUACAGGGAAUAUGGUUUGUAGGGCAUCUUUUUAAAUUUGUGGACAGCAGAAUCCACAACUUUUGUAGCUUUAUUUGGCUUUUUAGACACUGUAUAAUUUUCUUGCUACACUAAAAAGGAACUUAAUUCCUUGAGUACAACUAUAGCAUUAAUAAAGGAUUAAUCAAAUAGGGUUGAUUAAUAAAGGGUUUCCUUUUACUUGAAUAUAAUUGAUACUUGAAGCACAGUUACAGUUUUCUGGUGCUUUACAUGCUCAGGAGAAAAACAGCAGUAAUGAGAUGAGACCAUGUACAGUUUGCUCAGGGUGAGCUUGCCUUUUCUGUAUCUCUAAAGCUAAUGCUGCUGAACAUGUCUAGGCAGCUCUACAAAAUAUAACAUGUAAACCUUCAUACUUCAGGCCUUGGAGUUGCAUCAGGCCUCCUCUUGGCCCUGGAGGAGAUCAGCCAUGCCUCUGUCAUUGUGUACAUAAAAGUGACGGUGCAUGGUCACCACAGGAUUGUUACUGCUGCAGUAGUUGUGGUGCUGACUUGAACCAAAUAUUCCUUUUUUUUAAACGUUAUUAAUUGUUCCUCUGAGGGACAACAGAGAACUCAGUCUGAGCAAAGUGUCUUAUUCCACUUUCCUGGGGAAAAAAAUAAUUGGUUUACAGGUUCUGCUUUAGUUAAGUCUCUCCAUACACAAUGUUCUGUCAUAAAUGCUGUAUCUUACUACACCUGCUUUUAAACAGGUGUAUGAAUCAUGCAUGUUUUAAUGUUUUGAUAAAUUCUUUCAAUACAAUGCAACAGUGAAACAUAAAUGAUUUUAUAGGAAGUCUGAGAUGCCUUACUUUUCCAGCACUAAUCCAUUUUCCUUGGGGAAAAAAUAAUCGGUUUAUUGCUUCUGCUUUAGUUAAGUCCAUCUACAAUGUUCUGUCAUAAAUGCAGUAUCUUACUACACCUGCUUUUAAAUGUUGUAUGAAUCAUGCAUGUUUUAAUGUUUUGAUAAAUUCUUUCAAUAAAAUGCAACAGUGAAACAAAUGAUUUUAUAGCACGUUUGAGAUACCUUACUCUUCUAGCACUACUUACUAAGAAUGCUUAAUUGUCAUGCUAAUCUAAACUUGACCUAUGGUGUCACAAGCAGUCAAUGCACAGACCAGGGAAAAAGAAACAGUAAUUUCAGGAAAAGAAUCUUUGCUACUCCAUAUAGAAGUUAAUUAUCCUAUGAGCUACUGUUGUGUCACAGUAAAUGGUACUGAAGGA